GAACCACUUCCCCGCCCCGCGGGGGCCGGGCCGGGAGCUGCGGGAAGGGGUGGAGCGAAUGGAACGGGGGGAACGGGUAUGGAAUGGGGGAGCAGGCCCCAGCAGGGACCUGGAGGAGGCCACCAUGUCCCAGCCCAUCACCUGCCUCAAGCAGGGAGUUGGCAGGGAAAGCCCCUGCCUGCCAUCGCCUCCAACAGGAUCCCCGCUCAUCUUCCUGCAAGAGACACUGUUUCAGCAGAAAAGUGGGGUCACCUACCGCAUCCCGGCUUUGCUUUACAUCCCCCCCACUGCCACUCUCCUGGCCUUCGCUGAGAAGCGCUCCUCAGCCAAGGACGAGGACGCCAAGUACCUGGUGCUGCGCCGGGGCUGCUGUUGUGGCUCCUCUGUUGAGUGGGGUCCAAUGGAGGAGUUGUCGACAUUGGUGCUGCCUCACCGCCGCACCAUGAACCCCUGUCCGCUCUACGAUGCAACGAGCGGCACCAUCUUCCUCUUCUGCAUCUGUGUUGAGCGAGGAAAGACAGAGCGAUGCCAGAUAUUGAGGGGCUGCAGCGCCGCUCGCCUCUGUUUUGCCACCAGCACCAACAGCGGCCGCAGCUGGACCCCACUGCAGGACGUGACAAACGAAGCCAUUGGCACUGACCUGUCUCGUUGGGCCACCUUUGCCGUGGGGCCGGGCCACGGGGUACAGCUGGAUUCGGGGCGCCUGGUUGUGCCGGCGUACACUUAUUAUAUGCACAAGUGCUUGUGCGGGCUUGUGCCGCUGCCUUGCUACACCCGGCAGCACGCCCUUGUCUUCUACAGCGAUGACAGUGGGCGCAGCUGGCACAAGGGUGACCUGGUUGGUGGCGAGCAGACUGGCGAGUGCCAGGUAGCCGAAAUCAAUGGGAGCAAUGCCCAUCAGCCCGUGCUCUACUGCAAUGCCCGAGCGCUGAGAGGUUGCCGGGUUGAGGCGUUCAGCACUGACCGUGGGCUGGGGUUUGAGCACUCGGAGCAAAGCAAGGUGCUGGGUGAGCCCCCACGGGGUUGCCAGGGUAGCGUGGUGAGUUUCACCCCACCAGCCAGCACCAGGGAUGCAGAGACUUGGUUGCUCUACUCCCACCCCACCGACCGGCACCACCGGCGUGAUUUGGGCAUCUAUCUAAACCCCUCACCGCUGGAUGUGGCAGGGUGGCAACACCCCUGGGUGCUGCACCCCGGGCCAGCCGGUUACUCUGACCUGGCGGUCUGCCCCGACGGCAUUUUUGGUUGCUUGUUUGAAUGCGGCACCACCAGUGCCUGUGAGGAAAUCGUCUUCUGCCUCUUCACCCUGAAAACCUCUGAUUGUGGGGAGGAGAACCCGAAGGCUUCCUAGAACGGACCCAUUUUAGGGAGAUAGUCACUUUCGACCGCCAGUGGCUGGAGCCAGCAAGCAUGGCACCGCCGGGACUUCGCUAGGAUGUUUUGGAUGCACAGGAGGAGCAUCGUCAUGUAGCUUUUAUUAACGCUUGGCUUUUUAAUCACCGUUCAGAUAGAUGUCUGGCUACCUGGAGUGGGUGGAGGAUCUGCUGUGGGUUGUCUGGGGGAUGCUGGCAUUGCACCUGAAAUACCACUGCUUCACUGAAAACCAGCAUUUUUUUACCUGGUAGCAGGAAAAAAAGCAGGUGCCUGUGACAGCAGCUGGUCCCCUGGGGAAGAAUAGCCAAAAAUGAUUGUUUAGUUAAAAAUAUCAGCAAUUCCUGUCUCCCCUCCAUGUGACAGAGAGAGAAUUCCCCUUUUUUACCAUUUUUUAAUCUCUUCACUUUCUUAGUUCAGGCUGAGUUUCACCCCAUAUUCUCAUGGGAUAAAGCACUCAAAUCUCAGGGGCUUUUUAUUCUGCUCCAUGGGGGUUGUGGCAUGCCGACGGUGUCAAUGACCUCACAUCCCCAUGCUGCUGCUAAAUAAAAUCUUUUAAAAAUAGGUGAA
This is a messenger RNA of Cuculus canorus (common cuckoo), 1941 nucleotides long. It is a transcript of the gene NEU3, whose product is annotated as neuraminidase 3. Gene Ontology annotation, molecular function: exo-alpha-sialidase activity. Gene Ontology annotation, biological process: oligosaccharide catabolic process; ganglioside catabolic process. Lineage: Eukaryota; Metazoa; Chordata; Aves; Cuculiformes; Cuculidae. Gene Ontology annotation, cellular component: cytoplasm; membrane; lysosome. The record is from RefSeq and is a predicted model, not a curated record. The coding region runs from base 59 to 1351 and encodes 430 amino acids. The transcript is spliced from 4 exons.